This is a messenger RNA of Penicillium manginii, 447 nucleotides long. RefSeq names its product Magnesium transport protein CorA transmembrane region. NCBI's taxonomy places the organism in Eukaryota, Fungi, Ascomycota, Eurotiomycetes, Eurotiales, Aspergillaceae. The transcript is spliced from 2 exons. The coding region runs from base 1 to 447 and encodes 148 amino acids. The record is from RefSeq and is a predicted model, not a curated record.
AUGCCCGACGGACCUAGCCUUCUCGAAUCAGAAGUUCUUUUACCAACGGGCCUGUUAGUCUUCAUGGCUCAUUCUCUGAUCAAGGACGCCACAGAGGAGUAUCCUAAAACAAGAGAUGCGUAUUGGGAAUAUUACGGUGAACUUGAAAGUAAUGUCCGAGCCAACCCACUGGAUCGAUCGCAUCAACAGAAAGCUUCCGCUUUCAUUGAUGAGAUACGUAUCAUUCAGCGUCAUAUUGGGUCUCAAAAAAAGGUUAUGAGGAGUCUAGAGGCUAGACUAUCAUCCACUAGAUACGAACGGCUUCGGAUUACUCACUCUCAGGGUGUUGUCUACCCUAGUCCUCAGGAGACUAUAUUGGAAGAGUGUAUGUUGACACUAAGGGAAAAGAACGAGUCAUUUCAUGAGCUCUUGGGCAAAGCAGAAUCGCUGAUCAAGGCUGUAAGAUGA